AUGACUCUGGAGUACAAAGUAGAUGUGGUCGGUAGAAAUGUUGAAUUUUCGAAUUUGAAAACCCAAUUUUUGGUUCGGAAAUUAGAAGAAAAGGAUCUACAACGGGUUAUUACAUUGUGUACGGAAGCCUUCCCUCUUGAGUACGACCAGAAAUGGUUUUACGAAGUAUGCUCUGGUCGAUAUAUAAGUUUUGGUGCUUUCGAUGGUGAUUUUCUUGCGGGUUUACUAGUCGCUGAAGUGAAAACUGUUGCCAACUGUGAUUCUGAAGUAAGUCCAGCCUUCCUUUACGCUCAAUUUGCAGGAUCGUGAUAUAUGGAGUCGCCUUGAUUCACGCGUAGUGUAUGUAAUGAGUCUGGCAGUGUCAUUACUUUAUAGAAGACAAGGCAUUGCUUCCUUAUUAAUGGACUACUUAAACUCCAUGGUAUUAAAUUAUACGCCAUUGCCAGUGUUAAUAUAUUUGCAUGUGUUAAAAGAAAACUACGGUGCCAUAACGUUUUACAAAAAUCGUGGGUUCAAACAUCACAAGACGCUCGCGUAAGUGAAGGAGCAAGUGAAAUGAUAUUUGUAGGAAUUAUUACCUGAUUGAUGGAAUCUAUCGCGAAGGCUUGACAUUUCUGCUAGUAUUGAAUAACAGCAAUAAUGUUUGUUCUCUGAAAGAUGUGUGGAAUAUGACGACUUCUAUGAUUGUUUCAUUAUUUCGAUCGCAUGUUUUGAGGUCUUAA
Molecule: messenger RNA, 722 nt
Organism: Bursaphelenchus okinawaensis
Lineage: Eukaryota; Metazoa; Nematoda; Chromadorea; Rhabditida; Aphelenchoididae
Source: the annotation of a GenBank genome assembly